AUGUUUUCGCCAAGCCCCAAUGUCAACACCAAGAGAGGAUCUUCAAAGGGUCAAACUAAAAAGCAAACAGAAAAUAUACCCCCUACAGACCACACUCUGGAAAUGCUGUCAGAAAUUAAACAACUACGGGCACAGGUGUUCAAACAAAACCAGGAGAUGGGACUCCUCAGACAGGAUUUAUCAGAGUUAAAGGAACAAUUAUCAUCAAUUUCUCAACUCUCUGAGAAAAUUCAAAUUUUCGAGCACAAAAUUACAGAGCAAGCCGCAGAAAUAAAUAUACUACGGAACUCCCUUAAAACAACUGAAGUAACAAUUAACGCACAGGAACAAAACUAUUUACGCAAAGAGAUAGAAAUAGCUGGAAUCCCAGAAGUUGAAAGCGAGAACCCCUUCCACCUGGCGCUUAUCACAGCCAAAAAGCUUGGCGUAGACUUACAAGACAGUGACAUCGAUUUUGUACACAGAGCUGGACCCAAGCAAAAAUCAUCCGGGAAUAAAAAUCACCUACCGCGCACCAUUGUACUGAGACUUUUAAGACAGGCAAAACGUGACGAGCUAGUUAAAGCGGCAAAAAGCCGCAGAAAUCUCACAAGUGAGAAUCUGGUGCCCGGACCAGCAUCCCAAGUAUACGUGAACGAAAGACUAACAAAAAAUAAUCGUCUGUUAUUUCGUGAGUCAAGAAAACGCGCUACUCAACACAGCUUUCGUUUUUGCUGGAUCAGAAAUGGACAUAUUUUUGUACGCCAGGCAGAGAGAAAACCAGCAGUCCAAAUCAAAUCAUACGAAGACCUCGACAAGACCGUGGGACCUAUGCAACAUGAAAUCUCAUAA
This is a messenger RNA of Hyposmocoma kahamanoa, 831 nucleotides long. RefSeq lists its product as uncharacterized. Lineage: Eukaryota; Metazoa; Arthropoda; Insecta; Lepidoptera; Cosmopterigidae. The record is from RefSeq and is a predicted model, not a curated record. The transcript has a single exon. The coding region runs from base 1 to 831 and encodes 276 amino acids.